Molecule: messenger RNA, 1011 nt
Organism: Nicotiana tabacum (common tobacco)
Lineage: Eukaryota; Viridiplantae; Streptophyta; Magnoliopsida; Solanales; Solanaceae
Source: RefSeq, a predicted model, not a curated record
UUUCCUCCCCAAAAUUUUCAUCUAAAGCCAUAAUCGUCAUUGUUAAUUUCCUGAUCCCCCUCCUUCUCUCUCUACGCGUCAAUGGCGACCUCGAAUUUCACUCUUCUACUUCUUACUUUUUCUCUCCUUGCCGUCUCCGCCGCCGCUAGACCAUGCAAAACCCUAUUCUUCAUCACUUCCACUUCCUAUUAUCACAUCCCCACAACCACCAAUUCUCAAAACCCUAACCCUAAUUUCCUCCUCCCUAACCCCUCUAUUUCUCCCCAAUUCCUAACUUUCUCCUUCAGCUCCAUCAGUUUCCGUGACGGCAGUUCAAAAUUCGGACUCAAUAGACCCUCAAUUUUCCUCCGGAGAUCCGACCCGAUGCUAAUCCGUGGACCCGACCCGAUCUUCUACGAUAGGGACGACGCCGUAGAACAGGUGGAAGAAGAAUUGGAGAGUGGAUCUUCGCCGUCGAUGAUGAUUCCGGUGGAAUUUUACUCGUCGGUGACGAGCUCCGUUCGUGAUCGCUCAAAGGAUAUCAUGAGAUUCGUCGGAGCUUUGCUUUUUGGCGUAGGCUGCGGCGCGUUGACCUUUGCGACGAUGUACUUGAUCUGGUCCCUUUUCUGGCCCAAUCGCUUUGAUUUUGAGGAUUCCGAGGAUGACAGUGGUGAUGACGUUAGUCCUAAGAAGAUGGGAUACAUAGCGAUUCCGACUAAGGUUGUGGAUGAUGAGUUGAAGAAAGCUGCUGCUCCGGCUAAAGAAGUAGUAUAAGAGGAGGUGUGUAAUUACGUGAAUGCAUUUGUUAUUGAUGCUUCGAAAUUUGAUGAGCAAAUGCGUUUAAUUGUACUGUGACUUUGUUGUUCAUAUUAGUAUUGAAAUGUCGCGGAUCAUGUGAAGGUACUAUUAAAUAACUAUAAUCGUGUCAUGGAGCAGCUCGACCUCCAUUUUCAUUGGGUAAUAAUAUACAGUGUAUCACGAUGAACAAAUAUCUCAAUUAUGAUGGUUUCCCUCCUGCAUUUGGAUAUUGAA